Ruditapes philippinarum (Manila clam) is the source of this 2474-nucleotide messenger RNA. RefSeq lists its product as uncharacterized. The record is from RefSeq and is a predicted model, not a curated record. The transcript is spliced from 5 exons. Lineage: Eukaryota; Metazoa; Mollusca; Bivalvia; Venerida; Veneridae. Bases 222 to 2369 code for a protein of 715 amino acids.
AGUAAUCAAUAACCCAACAAACACCUAUACACAAUACUACUUAAACAAGACUUUAUGAACAUAUCGGAAAAGGAUUUAAUAAUUGCAAAAUCGUGUAGUUAUUAAGUAUGUCAAAUUUCGAAAUACACAUUAAAAAGAGAACCUAUUUAUAUAGAAAAUGUCGGACAGAAUUCGUAAGAUUUAAGUGUACUAAACAUGACAAUUAAAUAAAAAUAAAAAGAAUGAAUGUGUCUAUAGGAAGUUUGGUGUUCAUGAUUUUGCUCAACGAGGGAUUAUGUACUGGACUUACAUCAUGGAACAUGAAUUUAUUCUGUGGAACUAAAUAUGUAAAGAACAUUAAAGACACCGCAGGUGAAGUGUAUUUCGACGUUGCCAGUUUCAACGGUCGAGUAGAAGAAUGCAAUCUUACUAUAACACCGGCCAGCGUCGAUUUUGGCGGGAACAAAGUGAUGUUUUAUUUUACAACAUUCGAAUUUCAGUCGGCUUGUGAUUCGAUGAACGUUUCUGUCUUGGACGGGAUAGGUAGAUCAGCAAGUAUUGUUCAAGGGCUUCCAAGAUUCAUAUGUGGUUUGAAUUCUUCUUUGACAUCUUACGUUUUUUCAUCAACUGGUAAAAGUCUUCGAUUACAAGUGCAUGUAAACUUGCAGAAUCAUUGGGAAAAGUUUAGAGGUCACUUCCGUCUGAAGUUUAUUUCAUAUCACACAGGAACCUGUCACGAAUCAUUUAGCCAUCAAUGCAGUAACGGACACUGCAUUCCUUACCUCUACAAUUGCUCGGAUAGUAUUAACGCUUGCGGUGACGUAGAUUACAAUUGUGACGAUGACACGAUGGAUACAGUGGAGAGCGGUAUUGGGUUCGGCGACAUUAUUAAAUACGUGUUAAUCGUAAUUGCAUGUAUUUGCAUAUUUCAUCUACUUAAAUCAAUAGGAAAAUGGGCCAAGCAGAAAUAUAGAAAUGCAACAGAUUGUGUGGAAGAUUCAUGCUGCAAUAUGAGACUGAAAUGUACCAACUGUUGUAAAACGGUGAACUUAUCACGUCUACCUAAACCACGUCUUCCGGAAUUUAUCAGAAAUCGUCUGCGACCGAACAAUCCAGAAACAGAAGACGACAUAUCAACAACUGACGCCGUAGAUAACACAGCUUUUGCUGAUGAUGAAAGUCAAGUUGAACAAGUCCAAGUUAUUAUGCCGUUUCCCCCUAUGACUGAUAUAUCACAAACAGACAUCGAACCGCCAUCUUAUGAAGAAGCCAUGACAACGAGCACUCCUUCAUAUUCAUAUAUGCAACCAGAAGAGCCGGCUCCUCUUUACGAAGACGUUGUAUCUGAAAAUCCAACAUUGCCUGCAUUUCAGAGUUUUGAACAUUCCGCAACUCCAGAUGAUAUAAUCAUAUAUGAAAACGACAGUGUGAAUCAAAAUGAGGCUACUAAUAAUACAGAUAGACAAAACAUAAAUUCUGAUGUAUUAAUAGAGCCAGAACUAGACACGACUUCCAUUUUAAAUCUUUACUUAAAUGAUUUUGCUGUAGAACUUUCUGAUAAUUAUUCGACAGACUCAGACUUUGAUACUCAAAGUAACACAACAAUUUUGUCUGCAGAACUUAAUUCUGGUGCACAUCAAUUACAAAAUGAGAAUGGUACACAAAAUGAGAUGUGUGGUGGUGAUAUACCGACAGAAUUAAGAGCAGACACAGACUCAGACUGGAGCUCAGAAUGUGCAUCUUCACAUUUGCGACAAGAACAAAUAGAUGAUUUUAGAACUUUGAAUAGUGGAUGUGAUACACAGACUGCGUUAAGAAUUGACUCCGAAUCCGACUGGGAUUCACAAAGUGAUUCUUCAGUUUUGCCUGCAGAACACGUGUCUGUGAGGCAGUCUGUACAAAAUGAAAACGAUAUGGGGUCUGUUGUAAGUGGCUGUGAUACACAGACUGCGUUGGGAAUUGAUUCCGAAUCCGACUGGGAUUCACAAAGUGAUUCUUUAGUUUUGCCGGCAGAACACGUAACUGUGAGGCAGUCUGUACAAAAUGAAAACGGUAUGGGGUAUGUGGUAGGUGGCUGUGAUACACAAAAUGUGAUAAACUUUAGCGAUCCAAUAAGUGCAGACAGGGACAGCUCUACUCUUAAUGAGGUAAGAGAUAGUGAUGAGGAAAACGCACCUAUUGUUAGUGAUAUAAGGAACGCGUUGAGUGCACGGACUGGGAUAGAUUCUAGUGAAACACAUACGGAGGCAAGUGAAAUUGACGAUGAACACAACGAUAUGCCUGUCUCGCCACCAAAUUAUGACGAAGCUGUCCCUCCACCGUAUUACUAUGACUAUAUAGCAAACGUCGGGCGAUAUAAGCAAAGUUCUUUUGAAGACAGCGAGGCAUGAAUAUUGAAAUAUCUAAAUGAAGGAUUGAAGUUGAGGAAAUAUUUAGCCAAAGAAUUUGACAAAAAUCUGUACUUAGUAUAUUUAUUGCAAAGCGAACUAAAGGUG